AUGGCAUCCGUCUCGGACCCAGACUCCGACGCCGACACCGAAGUCAGCACACCUCCCCGCCUCCGCGGCCCCAUCCUCGUCUCCUCCGACUCCGACACCGACAGCGAGCCCGAGCGCCCGCCACGGCACCUCCGCGCGCCGUCGAAAACGCCGUCAUGGGCAAAGAGCGUGUCGAGGUCCCCGAGCCCCAUUAUGCGUAGGAAGAAAAGAGCGAAGAGGAGUGUUUCGCCAGGCAUUGGGCGCUGGGGAGACGACGACGAGCAAGGGUACGAGUCGGCGGAGAGCGGGCGCAUACGGCUGCGCAAAGAGAGGAGCCCGAGUGUGCUGCGGGAAGAGGACUCGGACGAUGAAGAUGUGUCUGGGAGUGGGAGUGAGGCUGAGGUGAGCUCUGGUGAGAGUGGGGUGGAAGACUCCGAGGACGAGGAUGAGGUUGAGAGUGAUGGGGAAUCGGAGGCCCCCUCAGAAAUUGAACAACUACAUCCAGAUAGUCCCACCAGAACUGCUCAGACGCGGAUAGAGAGGCAAGAGAGCCUAGAUCAGGAGCUACAGUCGGAAGCUGGGUCUGAGGAUGACGAGAGCGAAGACGAGAAGGAAGCUUCAAGUUCAGGUGCUGAAGAUAAUGCAGAGACCGAGCAUGAAGCGGAAACCGAAUCAGAAGCAGAGGCCCAACUGGAGACGGAGGCUGAAUCAGAAAGAGAGGCCGAAUCGGAAGUGGAGAUUGAAUCAGAAGUGAAGGCCGGCUCAGAAACGGAGGUCGAAUCAGAAGCAGAGAUCCAAUCAGAAGUGGAGGUAGAAUCAGAAGCAGAAGCCGGACUAGAAGCAGAGAUCGAAUCCGAACCAGAGGUAGAACCAGGAGCAGAGGUAGAAUCAGAAGAAGAGAUAGAAUCAGAAGCAGAGGUCGAGUCAGAGGUAGAGGACAUGCCCGAGCCUUUGGACGAGCCUGAGGAUAACUCCGAGUCCGAAUCCGAGGGCGAACCCGAACCCGAGGAUGAGGAUGAGGAUGAAGCUCAAUUCGCGGACGAAUCCCAGCUGGAGACCCAACCACUUUACGAGUUACCGCCCUCAAUACACAGCUAUGCCAACAGAGAUACAAAUUCCGGGCCCGCAACACCGUCUCCAUCUGACGAUUCAGACGCAGAAGAAGAGGAGGAGGAGGAGGAAAGCCCAGUCCCACUCGCCAGCCCUAACAAACGCCCCGUAGCCCCUCUAGAUAGCCCCUUCCCAUCAGAUCAUAGCGAAGCAGGCGCCGAAGAAGACGCCGAAGAAGACGCCGAAAGCCAUUAUACCGACUCCGGUGAAGACGAAAGCGAAGAUGAAUUUGCCGAGAUCAAGCCCACGGUAACCAUUUCCUCCACCUCAAAAGGUCGCCCAAAACGAGCCGCAGUACGACGGACCGCAGAACAGCAGGCCGCACUACGACGGGCCGUAAAACAGGCCGCAGCACGACGGACCGCAGCACGACGGGCCUCAGUACAACAGGCCGCAGCACGACGGGCCGCAGAACGACGGGCCCCUAAAAUCACUGGGAGAACGCGGGGGCGACAGGUCGAUGUGUACAACUCCAAAUACAUUGAGCUCCUCAAUGACCAGAUCGAGCUGGCCGCUUCACGGGGGCUCAGUGAGAUUGAGCAUGACCGCGACCGGGUGACGCAGGUGCUUGGGUCGGUGUGGACGAGGAGGGAGAGGGAUAUGUUCUUCAAAUAUAUAGCGAUUGUUGGAAAGGAUAAUGUCGCCGAACUGGCACGGCUCAUUGGUACCAAGAGUGUCGUGGAGUGCCGCGCGUAUGUAAAGGCGCUGCAGGAUGGGAGGGAGCACGAUUGGCAUGCUCCGGCUAAGCGGUGGAUAAGAGAAAGAGAAAUUGUUUCCGCGAGAGACAUACCAGCGGCCGUGGAACUCAGUGAUGAGUGUGUCGAGGCAUUGGAGGAAGAGGCGUAUGUACUAGAGGCGCGAAUACGCAAGGACGAAGAGAGGCGGGAGAAGGUUAAAUGGGGAGAUCUCUGGCGUCUAGAUGCUGCAAGCUCGUGGACCCUUGAGCAAAUGUACAAAGAGAAUGAAAUCGAUGAGAUUCGCGAGAUUGCACCGGAAGCUGAGCUGUUGAAUAUAUAUAACAUGCUUGGGAUAUCAGAAAGUAUCUUCAUGAACGGCUCCGGCGACGAUCACAACUGGCAGUUCCUGGGCUCUGAUCCGCCCGCGAUCCGCUACACAGCAUUCAAAGAUCUCCACACGCUCAUUGUCAGCCUGACCAGACGCAUCGUUCAAACAACAAUCUACAUGGCCACAUCACGGGUCCGUGGAAUGGAGAGCCAGGUCUUUGGCAAAUCCAAGUUCAUACGUCCGAUCGAUGUUAAGGCAGCGGUGAAUUGUCUGCGCCUCCCCGAGAACUCGAGGGAGUACUGGAUUAGGAUCCCGAGGAGAACCGGGCUGCAUGUUUAUAACAGGAAGGAGGACAUCAGGAAGAAGAGCAAUAUAGGCUUCAUUCCAUAUGAUGAACUGGAGCAGGUCCUGAAAUCUACCAGGGCAUAUGGCUCAGGUUCGGGGGUAAAUCCGGGUGAUGAUGACGACGAGGAGGAUGACGAGGCCGUGGAGGCUAAGAUGGAUGCGUUGCUUGCAGCCGCGUACGUUGAGCGCGACAAUAAUGAGAGAAUAAAACAUGAAGAUGCCUCGGAUCUAAUGGAUACCGAAGUCUCAGACCUGGACUCUGAGUCCGGUAUCGAUGGCGACGAGGACGAGGAUGAUGAAAGUCAUGAAUCCGCAGAUAGCGAUAUGGACGUAGAUGGCACGCUUAGAAGCAAGCCCCAGAAAAAACUAGAUUCCGAGUUGGAGGCUAUCGACAAUGCAGAGGAUGCGUAUAUGGAGGUAUUGGACAAGAAGCGGAGCUAUAAGGAGGAGAAAGCUCUAUGGGAGCUGAUGGGCAGAGAACCCAGUCAGCCUUUGCCUAAAGUAGCAAAACCGUUACCGAAGUUGCUUCCUCUCGAAAGGAAGAGACCUCUAGAUCUUAUGAACUGGAGGGACAGCGCCGGUUAUCUGGCGUCAUGGGAAACGGAUAAGAGGAGGAAGACAAAGCACGAUGGUGGUCUAUGGAGAGGAGACGAUGAUAGUUCAACUUUUCAUUCGGCAGCAACCUUGUCAGAAUCACAAACGACCACCAAAGUGCAUGAGCACAAAGUAAUACCCAAGAAGAAGAGGAGGCCGACGGCCAGAAAGCAGAAACAGGCGAAGGUCCUAAGCCCUGUGAAGGCUAUAAGUCCACCUGCUCAUAGGCCAAGAAGAAUUCGUGAACGACGCCAAUCUAAAGUGUAUUCCGGAUUUGUUUCAACCGUCGACAAUAUCGUUGAGAGCGACGAGGAAGCUCUUGCACGUGAGUUGCAGGAAGAUAACUCUUUCUCGGAGGAAAGUGCGGAUUAA
Molecule: messenger RNA, 3405 nt
Organism: Morchella sextelata
Lineage: Eukaryota; Fungi; Ascomycota; Pezizomycetes; Pezizales; Morchellaceae
Exons: 2
Coding region: 1-3405 (1134 amino acids)
Biological process (GO): transcription initiation at RNA polymerase I promoter; nucleolar large rRNA transcription by RNA polymerase I
Cellular component (GO): RNA polymerase I upstream activating factor complex
Molecular function (GO): rDNA binding; RNA polymerase I general transcription initiation factor activity
Source: RefSeq, a predicted model, not a curated record